AUGGCCGGCCCAGCAGCUGCGGGUUUGGCGUCUCUCCUGUCGAAGGUCCUCAGCGAUGGCCAAAGCAUAUCGCCUCCUCAGGAGGUGGUAGGUGCUACAGUCCUCAACGAGUGCAGCACACUGGCGGAGGCCUCUCUGGGCUCGUAUCAGCGCAAGGGUGCGAGCGAGAAGACCGCUGCGGCCAAUCCACCGGAACAGCUACGUUGGGGAUACGCCUCCAUCACGAAAACAGUGGUUGGGGUGGUGAUGCAGAUGCUCAUGGCCAAUAGCAGUCUACCUGAAAUCAGCUGGAACGAUACGCUCAGCCAGUGGUUGCCGGACUUGGCACCGGGCACAGACUUUGCAAAUGCCUCGCUCCUGGACGUGGCCUCGCACACCGCUUGUCUUGUGGGUGAAGGUGCACCGUGGAGUGAUGAGAAAUGGGCAGAAUUCCAUGCGUCUUGGUCUCAUGGCUAUAUUGCCAGCCGCACAGUCUGGGUGAACAACACUUUGCAAUAUGGGGCACUGAGCAAUUGCAUUCCAGAGCUCAAUACUGUGCACACUUAUGUCCAUGUUGAUGGUGUACAGAUCUUGGCUUUGAUCGAAGAAAGGAUUUCGGGCAUGGAUUUUGGCACUUUGGCAAAGACGUUGAUCUUCGAUCCGCUCAACAUGAAAGGGGCAGAGAUCAUCGACGCAAAUCCCGCUGGAGGGCUUUGGGCCUCUUUGAGUGACCUGGGAAUCUAUGGCCAGUGGCUUGUCCAGGGCUACAACGGGCGGCCUGAGGCUUUGGCCAAGACUCUCUUGAAGCAGCAAGACUUCGUGGAUUUGCUGUCGCCCAUCACAAAGCAUGGAGUCGUACCAGCGACCGGUCGCACCUUUGGGGUUUACAACGACUGGAGGACCGGUCAACCUCGAGCAGGCCAUGGCGGUUGUCUCGGUGCAUUUUUGGAGCUUGCGCCGACCGAAAACUUGAUUCACAUCGUGGCGUUCUUUCCAGAAGAUGCAGAUUGGGUGGUGAGCUGUGAUACUAUGUGGCACACCAGUGAGGUACUAGGGCGAGCAAAACAGAGCCUUGGAGAAGCCUUUACGGCUUGCCGCCAGAGACCCGCACAUCUCUGCAGUAGCAGUCCCGUGGCAACGUCGCUGUCUUGUGAGAUCACCGAAAACCUCACUUUGGAUGAGAGCACGUUGGAUGCGCCUUACAAGAGAAGUACUUGCAGGGAGGAAGACCUCACUGCUGCUGUGAAGGAAGCAUUGGAUGCGUACCGUGCUGUGGACUUCUCAACCAAAGCUUUUGUGGUGCCGGAAGGCUGUUGGGGUGCUCUCCCAAUCUACGAAAAUGAUCCAUGCACCUCAAUUCAUUCUGGCUUCAAGUUCUGCUCGGAAAACAAGUGGGAUUGUGGCGUCUUCCUGGUAAACAAUGACAGCUACAUCGCGGAGGACUGGCCAUGUCGCUGUGGAGUCUCAAUUCCGAAGGCUGUUUGCUCGACCUCCGGUGACACAUCUUGCAACAUCACCAGGUCAGAGCCAGAGAUCAACACGAGUUGCUUGAUCCGGUCUGAGACCAGUCCAACGCCUUCCACAGCGACUGAGACCAGUCCAACGCCUUCCACAGCGACUGGUACGACUACGUCAUCUACAUCCCUUUCAGAUGGCUUGUCUUUAGCAUCAGGAGAGCGCCGAAUUGGUGUGCCGUGGUUCUGCCUGCCUUUCGGACUUGUGGGAGUGCUGUUUUAA
This is a messenger RNA of Durusdinium trenchii, 1716 nucleotides long. The record is from the annotation of a GenBank genome assembly. Lineage: Eukaryota; Dinophyceae; Suessiales; Symbiodiniaceae.